UAGACAUUUUGCAGUAAAAUGGUCAAACCGACGAUGAAAUACUUCCAGAUCCGGCAAUAAUCUGCUCAUUAAACCAGACAAAGCUUCAGUAUUGACAUUACUGACUGAUAGUCAAUCAUUGAUGAACUACUGUUAGAUGAUCUGCGUCCCCAGACAGGAAGCAGCUUUGAAGUCCUGCCACAAAAGAUGUCUGAGCUGAGGGUUGUUCUGCUGGGGAACAGCUGGACUGAGAAAAAUGAAGUCGGAAAUCUCUUACUGGGAGAAAUUGUGUUCAGCAAUCAACCUAAAGGGUGUACGAGAAUUAGUGCUACACCCAAGGGCCAAAAAAUUGCUGUCAUCAACACCCACUACCUGCCUCCUCUCAAAACCUCCCAAAAUGAUCUGACAGAGUUUAUAAGAGACUGUGCAAAAAUCUCUGCUCCUGGACCUCAUGUGUUCCUGCUGCUUGUACAGUCCGAAAACUUUACAGAAGAACAUAAACUGAGACUCUGCAGAGUCCUUCAGGGUUAUAGUGAUCGAUCAUUUGAUCAUUCACUGAUACUGAUCUCAGCACCCAAAGAGGAGAGCUCAGAUCCUGUGGAAGAUUUCAUGAAAAGUCCAGCAUUAAAUGAAAUAAUCAAAAAAUGUAAAUGCAGAUACUUGAAGAUGAGCAACAUUGAACUCCCAGAGCUGUUAAGACAUUUGGGUGAAAUUAUGAAGGACAACAAUAGAGAACAUGUGAGCUAUGAAGCUUUUGAAGACACAACAGAAACUUUAUCAGGAGAUCAAGAAAACCCAAAACAAAAGGAGACGAAGACUCCAAUCACUGAUGCUGUUAAAGCUGCAGGGCUGCACAACUCACUCACUGCUCAACUCUCACCGUCUGAGAAAAACCUUUUGUCAAAAACGUCUGCAUUCAGGAUUGUGUUGUUGGGCAAAAGUGAGGACAAGAAGACAAAAAUUGGCAACUUCAUCAUUGGGCACCAAGGUUUUCACUGCCAGAAACAGUCCCCCAUCAGGCACUGUGUGGCCUUUUGUGGAGAGUGGAUAGGAAAACCACUAACAGUAGUGAAAACUCCAGACAUGUUCAGUCUGUCUGAGGAGGACAUGAGAAGAGAAGUAAAGAGUUGUGUGUGUCUUUGCCCCCCUGCACCAAAUGUGCUGCUGCUGUUGGUGAAACCUUCUAAAUUCACAGAGGAGAACAGAAAAACUCUGAAGUUCAUCCUGAGUUUGUUUGGAGAAGAUUCCUUUAAACACUCAAUGGUCAUCAUCACACAUGAGAAUGAAAUGAGUAUCUCUGCGAAUGAAGUCCUCAGAGAAUGUGAAGGAAGGCACUACAACGUGUCUGACGAUAACUAUAGAUCAUUAAUGGAGAAGAUUCAGGAAAUGACAAAUCUGCUUAAGCAAGAACAGAUCAAAACAAACAACAGCAGUCAAGAAUACCUCACCUUAAAAAAAGAAUCCCAUCACACGAUAGAACCUCUCUGUUCAAAAUCCAAUCUGAACCUGGUUCUGUGUGGGAGGAGAGGAGUAGAGAAGACUUCAGCAGCCAAGGCCAUUUUAGGUCAGACAGAGCUUCAUUCAGUCUCCAACUCAUCAGAGUGUGUUAAACAUCGGGGAGAGGUGUGUGGAUGUUGGGUUUCCCUGGUGGAGCUGCCUGCCCUGUAUGGAAAACUUCAGCAGGCAGUGAUUAAGGAAUCACUCAGGUGUAUCUCCCUCUGUAAUCCUGAGGGUGUCCAUGCCUUCAUCCUGGUCCUACCUGUGGAUCCCCUCACUGAUGAAGACAAGGGAGAGUUAGAGACCAUCCAGAACACAUUCGGCUCUCGGGUCAAUGACUUCACCAUGAUUCUGUUCACUGUGGACUCAAAUCCUACAGCUCCAGCUAUUGUUAACUUUGUUAGUAAAAGUAAAGACACCCUGGAGCUCUGUCAGAGUUGUGGGGGAAGAUCUUUUGUUCUUAGCAUCAAGGACAAACAGCAGAUCCCAGAACUGAUGAAGACUGUGGACAAAAUCAGACAAUCCAGUGAUAACCCAACUUGCUAUACAACAGAAACAUUUUUAGAUGCCCAAAUGGAAAGAGUCGUACAGCAAGAUAAACUGAUCAGCAAACUACAGGGUGAACUUGAGAAGCUGAGAAAAACCCAAAACACCGCUAUGACUGAUGAAGAUAAGCAGAGCCCAGAGUGUCUCAGGAUUGUGCUGAUUGGGAAGACCGGCAGUGGAAAGAGCUCUUCAGGAAACACCAUUCUAGGGAGAAAAGUGUUUGAAGCCAAGUCAAGUCAAAAAUCAGUCACCAAAUGUUGCCAAAAAGAAAAGAGUGAGGUUGACGGUCGUCCUGUUGUUGUGGUCGACACUCCUGGUCUGUUUGACUCAACUUUGUCAAAUGAAGAAGUUCAGGAGGAAAUGUUGAAAUGUGUCAGUCUUCUGGCUCCAGGACCACAUGUCUUCCUGCUGGUGUUACAGAUUGGCAGACUCACACCAGAGGAAAAGGAAACAUUAAAACUCAUUAAGGAAGGAUUUGGGAAGAACUCUGAAAAAUUCACCAUCAUUCUUUUAACUGGAGGAGAUUCAUUAAAGCGUGAUGACCGGUCCAUUGAAGAUUACCUUGAGGAGUGUGAUGAUUUAUUCAAGAAAUUAAUUUCUGACUGUGGAGGAAGAUACCAUGUUUUCAAUAAUGUAGAUAAAGAGAACUGCCAACAAGUCAGUGAGCUGAUAACAAAGAUUGACACCAUGGUGAAAGAAAAUGGGGGAAACUGCUUCACCAAUGAAAUGCUACAAGAAGCUGAAGCAGCAAUAAAAAAGGAAAUGGAGAGAAUACUGAAGGAGAAGGGAGAAGAAAUGAAGAGAGAGAGAGAGGAGGUUGAAAGAAAACAUGAAGAAGAAAAGGGAGCCAUCAAAACAAGAAUGGAAGAAGAGAAAGAAAAAAUGCAGCAGGAAGCAGAACUGAAAAUCAAAGAAAUGGAAGAAAAUAUGAAAAAGGAGCAAAAACAGAGAAAGAAAGAACAGGAAAUGAGAGAAGAAGAGGACAGGAAACGGAAAGAGGAGGAAGAAAAACGUAGGCAGGAGUUUACAAUGAAACUUGAAAUGUUGGACAAACAAAUUCAGUCAGAAAAAGAGGAAAAGAGAAGGAUGGACAAAAAGCUGGAAGAGAACAGAGAAGAAAUGAAAAGAAAACAGGAAGCCUGGGAGAAAGAACGAAGAGAAGAAAGAGAGAAACGAAAACAAGAAGAAGAACAUAGACGACAGGAGGAGAAAGAAAGAAUAGAAAAGCACAAGCAGGAAAAGGAAAGUUAUGAAAAGAAAAGAAAGGAAGAAAAUCAGAAGAGAAAAGAAGAGGAGGAAAAAGAACGAAAUCAGCUGGAGGAAAACCACAAAACAAGUGUGGAAAAUCUGAAGAAGAAAUAUGAAGAUGAGGCCAGAAAGAAAGCUGAAGAGUACAAUGAUUUCACAGAGAAACACAAAAAAGAGUUUGCAGCUCAGAAGAAGGAGCAUGAGGAUUUCACAGAGAAAGUCAACAAAGAGUUUGCAGCUCAGAAGAAGGAGCAUGAGAAAAAAAUUAAAGACAAAGACGAGAAGUAUGACCUGUUAAAGGCUCUGGCUGAGUUUAAUGAAAAACAAAAGAGAGAAAAACAUCUUGGAGAAAUCAGUGAUGUGAUAAAGUGUCUGACCAAGAAGAGAGGAAAUCUGAAAAAAAUCCAAGACUUGCUCACAAAACAUGAGAACCAAAUGAAGAAUGCAAAACAACAGGAUGAAAUAGAAAACCUGCAGAAAACCCAUGAAACAGAUAUAAGUGAACUAAUACAGAAACUUCUGAAGGAGGCAGAAUUUUCCUGCAGCAUUUUAUGAGCUGAUUAAAAUUAUUGUCAGAUUUCAGCUACACAAACAAAUGAUUUUCCAUGUAUUUAAUACAAUUUGUAAUAUUUCAGCACAGAAUACCACAUGUUUAUGAGAAUGCAGGUGUAACUGCUGGUGCAUUAAAUAACUCUGUACUACAAUAAUUUUAAGGUUGAUUCAUAAACAAUUUGCAAUCAGCAGAUAUUUGAUUUAUCCUUUAAAUUCUUAUUAUCAUUAGUGAGUUUCACUUUGUGUUUUUGUUUUCUAAAGAAAACAUCUCUAUGUUUUUUCAUAUAAUGUACACUUUUAUCAGUUAGUAUAAAAUCAUUAACAUGCUGUUUUUAUACUGUAUUUUUCUUUUUAGUAAUUCUUGGAGGUGGAAUCUUAUUUAAAAAACCUUUUAAAUUUUUUUUUGUUAAAAUGGAAGAUUUUUUGUAAACAUGAAAGAAUGCAGUUUCUAAGUAAGAAAGAAAAUCACAGAAAAUGUAAAAAUGUCAGAAUUACUUUCUGUAUUUUGUCUCAUGGGGAAUAAGAAUUGUCCAUCAAGAUAAUUUAGACUGAUUUUAUGACACUGUUCUUUGGUUUUGUUUAUUGACAUUUAUACUAACGAAUAUUUAGUAAAACAGGAAAUACCAUGUGUUGGGGUGUGGUUUGCAGUUUCGUGCAGGGAAGGCGGACGCACCUGAUGGCAUCUGCAAUUACACCGGCCGUCUUAAAUAAGGGGUAUUGGGGUUUGUGUGAGAGUUGUGGUGUGAUGUGAUCAAAUUAAGAGCGACAUUAAAAACAAUCACACUGAGUAAA
This is a messenger RNA of Neolamprologus brichardi, 4614 nucleotides long. The record is from RefSeq and is a predicted model, not a curated record. NCBI's taxonomy places the organism in Eukaryota, Metazoa, Chordata, Actinopteri, Cichliformes, Cichlidae.